Molecule: messenger RNA, 1935 nt
Organism: Marmota flaviventris (yellow-bellied marmot)
Lineage: Eukaryota; Metazoa; Chordata; Mammalia; Rodentia; Sciuridae
Source: RefSeq, a predicted model, not a curated record
AUGCUGUGAUCUCCCCAGUCUUCGUUGUUUUGCCCACAUUAUAAACGACUUGUGAUAUAAUGGCCCUCUUGCGAAGUUUUCUUUGCUGCAGAUCCCAUCAAAAUAGUGCGAGCCCAGAGGCAGUACAUGUUCGAUGAGAAAGGAGUACAGUACUUGGACUGCAUCAACAAUGUUGCCCAUGUGGGACACUGUCACCCAGAAGUGUUCACAGCUGCCCUGAAACAGAUGGAACUGCUAAAUACAAACUCCCGAUUCCUCCACGACAACAUUGUUGAGUAUGCCAAACGCCUCUCGGCCACCCUGCCCAAGAAGCUCUCUGUUUUCUAUUUUACAAAUUCAGGAUCUGAAGCCAAUGACUUAGCUUUACGCCUGGCUCGGCAGUUCCGAGACCACCAAGAUGUGAUCACUCUGGACCAUGCUUACCAUGGUCACUUAUCAUCUUUAAUUGAGAUCAGUCCAUAUAAAUUUCGGAAGGGCAAAGAUGUCAAGAAAGAGUUUGUUCAUGUGGCACCAACUCCAGAUAUUUACAGAGGAAAAUAUACAGAAGACCACUCAGACCCAGCCAGUGCUUAUGCAGAUGAAGUGAGGAAGAUUAUUGAAGAAGCUCAUAACAAUGGAAGGAAGAUUGCUGCCUUUAUUGCUGAAUCCAUGCAGAGUUGUGGCGGACAAAUAAUCCCUCCAGCAGGCUACUUCCAGAAAGUGGCAGAAUAUGUACACAGAGCAGGGGGAGUGUUCAUAGCUGACGAAGUUCAGGUAGGCUUUGGCCGAGUUGGAAAACAUUUCUGGAGCUUCCAAAUGCAUGGUGAGGACUUUGUUCCAGAUAUUGUCACAAUGGGAAAACCCAUGGGCAAUGGCCACCCAAUGGCAUGCGUAGUGACAACCAAAGAAAUUGCAGAAGCCUUCAACAACGCUGGGGUGGAGUAUUUCAAUACGUAUGGAGGAAAUCCAGUGUCCUGUGCUGUUGGUUUGGCUGUCCUGGAUAUCAUUGAAAAGGAAAACCUCCAGGGAAAUGCUAUGAAAGUAGGAAAUUACCUUAUUGAGUUACUGAAUAAGCUGAAGACUAAGCACACUUUGAUAGGCAAUAUUAGGGGCAUCGGCCUUUUUAUCGGGAUUGACUUAGUGAAGGACCAUGAGGAAAGAACCCCGGCCACAGCAGAAGCCCAGCAUGUCAUCUACAAGAUGAAAGAAAAACGAGUACUGCUCAGUGUCGAUGGACCUCAUAGAAAUGUGCUUAAAAUAAAACCACCCAUGUGCUUCACUGAAGAAAAUGCAAAGUUUAUGGUGGACCAACUCGAUGGGAUUUUAACAGCUAUAGAAGAAGCCAUGCAAGCCAAAACUCAAAGUGUGAUCCCUGAGAAUACCCCGUGCAGAACAAAGAUGCACAAGGAUGCACAUGUGGAAUUGCUCAGUGACAGCAUCAAUGACCCCACAGAAAAUCCCAGCAGAAAGAGAAAUGGAAUGUGCACAAAUAAGCAUUCACUGCUCAGUAAAAGGCUCAAGACAUGAAAGAUUAGUAUAAUGAAGUCAUCAUUUUCCAGAGUUGCAGAGAAUGAAUGGAUACGUCUCAUCUCUUUGUAGUUCUAUUGUACUAUCUACAGGUAGAGUUUUCAUUCAGUUUAGAUUUGUAAGAAAAAAGGUAAAUGAGUAAUAAUAAUACACCAAGUGCAAUUAAACUAAGCCAAGAUUACUAAUUCAUUCUCUAGCCUAUUAAUUCCUUACUUGAGCUUUCUGAAGUUACUUAACUUAUUCUUCUAAAUUUAAGUUUGCAAAUACAAAACUAAGAUGGCAGUUUUACCUCUCAGGUUUCAAUGUUUGAAAUUAAAGAACUGAAUAUAAUAGAUUCUUAACUUUGGAGACUUGUGCAUUAAAUAUGAAUUCUAUAAUGGUUUAACAUAAAAAUAUAUUUAUGGGCUGUAAUAAAUAAAAGAUGAUGUA